This is a messenger RNA of Candida tropicalis MYA-3404, 966 nucleotides long. It is a transcript of the gene YVH1, whose product is annotated as tyrosine protein phosphatase. Lineage: Eukaryota; Fungi; Ascomycota; Pichiomycetes; Serinales; Debaryomycetaceae. Gene Ontology annotation, biological process: protein dephosphorylation. The record is from RefSeq and is a predicted model, not a curated record. Bases 1 to 966 code for a protein of 321 amino acids. Gene Ontology annotation, molecular function: protein tyrosine/serine/threonine phosphatase activity. Gene Ontology annotation, cellular component: nucleus. The transcript has a single exon.
AUGCUGAUUUACAGAAUUUUAGGUGGUCUUCACCUUUCGUCCAUAGAACCUAUCAAUAAAGAAGUUGAUUUAAAAUCUGAAUAUGGAAUCACUCAUAUUUUAUCUAUUGUACCUGGACCUAUGAACGAUUCAUAUUUGAAGGAUUAUACUUGGAAGCAAAUUGAAGUUACUGAUGAAGAAUCAACUAACUUGGUUCCUUACUUUAAAGAGAGUUAUGAAUUCAUUAAUUCAGCGUUAUUUAAAGAUCCUAAUGAUAAAAAACAUCAAGGAAAUAUCUUAGUUCAUUGUUCUCAAGGUGUAUCUAGAUCAGUUUCAUUUAUAAUUGCCUAUUUGAUGGAAAAAUACAAUUUAACAUUUGAUCAAGCUUUACAUGCAGUUAAAAGGAAGUCCCCAGAUGCUGAACCAAAUCAAGGAUUUAUGGAACAAUUAAAGUUAUAUAAAGAAAUGGGAUUUAAAAUUGAUGAAAAUAAUACAGAUUAUCAAUCCCUUCUAAAGAAAAUAUCAUUGAAUCAAGACCCAUCGGGUGAACAAUUGAGAGAACUUAUGAUGUCUAAAACAGAAUCAAAUGAAUCAAAAGAAAAUUCAAUUGCAAGUUCAUUUGAACUUCGAUGUAAGAGAUGUCGUCAAGCUCUAGCUAAUGACACUCAUAUUGAACAACAUGAAGUUCCAGGGUUAGAGUCUCGUCAAUCACAAUUCAUUAAGACUGCUCCAAAUUCUAGAAGAAUUAUAUCUGCUGAAAAGGCCAGUAACGUUUGUUCUCAUUAUUUCUUAAAAGAACCUGUUCGUUGGAUGAAAGAAGAAUUAGAUAAAUCUGAAAUUGAAGGUAAAUUUCAAUGUCCGAAGUGUUCUUCCAAAGUCGGUGGUUAUAGUUGGAGAGGUUCCAGAUGUUCCUGUGGUAAAUGGAUGACACCAGCUAUACAUUUGCAAGAUGCUAAAGUAGACUGUAUAAAAAGAAACUAUAAUUAA